AUGACCUCACCUGCUCCUCGUGGUUGCCGCUCAGACCUGGACUCCAGGUACCAACGGCUGUGUGACCUGGCGGAGGGUUGGGGCAUCGCCCUAGAAACCUUGGCAGCCUUGGGCGUGGUGACCACGGUGGCAUUCAUGUUCGCGCUCCUGAUCCUCAUCUCCAAGGUGCAGGACUCGAACCAACGGAAGAUGCUCCCCACCCAGUUUCUCUUCCUACUGGGCGUGCUGGGGGUCUUCGGCCUCACCUUCGCCUUCAUCAUCAAACUGGACAGGGGCACAGGGCCCACGCGCUUCUUCCUCUUCGGUGUCCUCUUUGCCAUCUGCUUCUCCUGCCUCCUGGCUCACACCAUCAACUUGAUCAAGCUAGUCUACGGGCGGAAGCCCCUGUCCUGGCUGGUCAUCUUGGGCCUGGCGGUGGCCUUCAGCCUGAUCCAGGACGUCAUUGCCGUUGAGUAUGUCGUCCUCGCCAUGAACAGGACCAACGUCAAUGUCUUUUCCGAGCUUUCCGCUCCUCGUCGCAAUGAAGACUUCGUCAUGCUGCUCAUCUACGUCCUCCUCUUGAUGGUGUUGACCUUUCUGCUGUCCUUGUUCACCUUCUGUGGCUCCUUCUCUGGCUGGAGGAGACACGGGGUCCACAUCUGCCUCACCACGCUCCUCUCCAUCCUCAUCUGGGUGGCAUGGAUCAUCCUGCUCUUGAUUCCUGCCCUCGAGUCCAAGUGGGAUGACACCAUCCUCAGCACAGUCUUGGUGGCCAACGGCUGGGUUUUCCUGGUGUUUUAUGUCUUACCUGAGUUUCUGCACCUCAGAAAGCAGCGGAACUCCUUGGAUUACCCAGUCGAAGAUGCUUUUUGUAAACCUCAACUCAUGAAGCAGAGCUAUGGUGUGGAGAACAGAGCCUACUCGCAAGAGGAAAUCACUCAAGGUGUUGACAGGACUGGGGACCUGCCCUACGCUCCUUAUUCCACCCACUUUCAGCUACAGGUAAACAUCUUACACCAAAAAGACUUCUCCAUCCCCCGGGCUCAGGCUAGCCCCUACAGUGACUACAAGGGACGGAAAGAGGACAGUUAAGUCUGUUCUAAAGAGUGGAACGACCACAGCCAGACAGCAGACCCAGCUGGGACUCCAAAGGGACGUGGACUGAA
This is a messenger RNA of Castor canadensis (American beaver), 1145 nucleotides long. NCBI's taxonomy places the organism in Eukaryota, Metazoa, Chordata, Mammalia, Rodentia, Castoridae. The record is from RefSeq and is a predicted model, not a curated record.